GUGCCACUCCCAUUUUUCAUUUCCCACUUUCCCAUCUCUCUUCCUUCCCGACAAAGAAGUAGAUCAUUAUGUGGACUGCUGUCAUAGCCGUUUUGAUUAGCAUGGGGAAUUUGGCCUGCUGUAACCACACAACAAGAGAUUGAGGUGAGGACCUCACGCGUGAAGCCGAGGUAGCACUCGUGCGACACCGUGCCAUAAAAGGUAGUAAGGCGUGAAUAAAGCUUGGGGGAAGGAGAGAGGGAGAGGGGAGAGUGGGGGAGCGCAGCUGAAUUGGCUGGAGAUGGCGGGGAAUGAGUGGAUUAAUGGGUAUUUGGAGGCGAUACUGAACAGUGGAGGUGCGGCGGUGGCGGAGGAGCAACGUCCGGUGGCGGCAGCAGCGGAGGCUGAAGUGGGGGUGAGGGGAGCGCAUUUCAAUCCGACGAGGUACUUUGUGGAGGAGGUGGUGACCGGAGUUGACGAGACGGACAUCUAUCGGACCUGGAUCAAGGUGGUCGCCACGAGGAAUGCCAGGGAGAGGAGUUCCCGACUCGAGAAUAUGUGCUGGAGAAUCUGGCACCUUGCCCGCAAGCAAAAGCAGAUAGAAUGGGAAGAUCUCCAAAGGUUAACAAAACGAAGGUGGGAGAGAGAACAAGGGCGAAGGGAAGCCACCGAGGAAAUGUCAGAGGAAUUAUCAGAAGGAGAGAAAGGGGACACUGUGGGCGAGAUCCUCCACUUUGAUACACCAAAGAAGAAGCUCCAGAGUAACGUUUCUGAUCUCCAGAUUUGGUCUGAGGAAAGCAAGGAGAAGAAGCUUUAUCUAGUUCUCAUCAGCUUGCAUGGGCUUGUCCGUGGAGAGAACAUGGAGCUAGGUUGUGAUUCGGACACUGGGGGUCAGGUCAAGUAUGUCGUAGAGCUUGCUAAAGCACUAUCAAUGAUUCCAGGAGUGUACCGGGUGGAUCUCUUCACACGCCAGAUCGCAGCACCUGAGGUUGAUUGGAGCUAUGGGGAACCUACAGAGAUGCUAACCACUGGUUCCAGUGAUGAGGAGGGCAAUGAACUUGGUGAGAGCGCUGGAGCUUAUAUCAUCCGUAUCCCGUUUGGUCCCAGGGACAAGUACCUCAGGAAGGAGCUUCUCUGGCCAUAUAUCCAGGAAUUUGUAGAUGGAGCCCUUGCUCACAUAAUCAACAUGUCAAGGGUACUAGGUGAGCAGGUUGGUGGGGGGCAGCCGGUGUGGCCUUAUGUGAUCCAUGGCCACUAUGCUGAUGCCGGCGAUAGUGCCGCACUUCUCUCUGGUGCCCUAAAUGUCCCUAUGGUUCUCACUGGUCAUUCACUAGGGAGAAAUAAGUUGGAUCAGCUCCUAAAGCAAGGAAGGCAAUCAAAGGAUGAUAUCAACGCUACAUACAAGAUAAUGAGGAGGAUUGAGGCUGAGGAACUUUCACUAGAUGCUGCUGAGCUUGUGAUCACGAGUACAAAACAAGAAAUUGAGGAACAAUGGGGUUUGUAUGAUGGCUUUGAUGUCAAGCUUGAGAAAGUGCUCAGAGCUCGUGCUAGGAGAGGGGUGAACUGCCAUGGACGAUAUAUGCCGAGGAUGGCUGUAAUUCCUCCUGGGAUGGACUUCAGCAAUGUUGUAGUGCAGGAAGAGCAAGCUGAAGCAGAUGGAGAUCUUGCAGCUCUUAUAGGCUCGGAUGGUGCUUCUCCAAAGUCGAUUCCACCAAUAUGGUCCGAAAUCAUGCGGUUCUUCACUAAUCCCCACAAGCCGAUGAUCCUGGCACUGUCGAGACCUGACCCAAAGAAGAAUAUCACCACCUUGUUAAAAGCCUUUGGGGAAUCUCGUCCGCUGAGGGACCUCGCAAAUCUUACAUUGAUCAUGGGAAACAGGGAUGACAUUGAUGUGAUGUCCUCUGGUAAUGCCAGUGUCCUGACAAUAGUUCUGAAGUUAAUUGAUAAGUAUGAUCUCUAUGGUCUUGUCGCUUACCCAAAGCACCACAACCAGGCUGAUGUGCCUGAUAUUUAUCGGCUUGCGGCAAAAACGAAGGGAGUUUUCAUAAAUCCAGCUCUUGUUGAACCUUUUGGUCUGACAUUGAUUGAGGCAGCUGCACACGGGCUUCCAAUGGUGGCGACAAAAAAUGGUGGUCCGGUUGACAUUCAGCGUGCUUUGAACAAUGGACUACUUGUGGAUCCUCACGACGACAGGGCCAUUGCUGAUGCGCUGCUGAAGCUUGUGGCUGACAAGAACCUGUGGAUUGAAUGCCGACGUAAUGGUUGGCGAAACAUACACUUGUUCUCGUGGCCAGAGCACUGCCGCACCUACCUUUCUCGUGUCGCCGCAAGCCGUAUGCGUCAUCCGCAGUGGCAGACUGACACUCCAGGUGCACCUGAUGAUGAUGCUGAGGAGUCAUUAUGGGACUCCCUCAAUGACGUUCAUGAAUCUUCUCUACGCCUUUCAAUCGAUGAAAAGAUUUCAUUUAAUGGCUCCCCUGAGCUUGAUGAUGGUGUUGAUGCUGAAUUGCCUGAUCAAGUGAAGAGAAUUCUAAGCAAGAUCAAGAAGCAAGCACACCCUGAAUCUCAGCUUGGUACCAUGAAGUCUGGUUGGGCAAAUUCAGGAAAUAUUCUAAAUAAGUUUCCUCUCCUUAGGCGGCGACGCCGGCUGUUCGUAUUUGCUCUCGACUGCUACAAUGAAAAUGGUAAACCUGAAAGGAAGCUGGUUCAAGUUAUUCAAGAAGUCUUUCGUGCAGUGAGGUCGGACCAUCAGCUAUCAAGGAUUUCUGGAUUUGCAAUAUCAACGGCCAUGCCGGUUUCUGAAACAUUGAAUCUGUUGAAGUUAGGUAAAAUCCUCGCGACAGACUUCGACGCCUUAAUCUGCAGCAGCGGAAGCGAGGUGUACUACCCAGGGACUCUGCAGUGUAUGGACUCUGAUGGCAGGAUGCAACCAGACCAGGACUUUGCGACGCAUAUAGAUUACCGUUGGGCAUAUGAUGGUGUGAAGAGGACUAUAGCUAAGCUGAUGAACUCUCAAGAUGGGCAGGGUAAUCACAAUGCUGAAGCUUUUGAGAAUGUUGUUGAGGAUGUCACAGCAAGCAAUGACCAUUGUAUUUCCUUUCUGAUCAAUGACCCAAAGAAGGCCAAACCAAUUGAUGAGCUCCGCCGGAAGGUUCGGAUGCGAGGACUUCGAUGCCAUCUAAUGUACUGCAGGAACUUGACAAGGUUGCACGUCGUUCCUCUCCUUGCAUCUCGGUCGCAGGCACUCAGAUACCUGUUUGUUCGCUGGGGUCUGAGUGUAAUGAAUAUGUACAUAUUCCUCGGCGAGCGAGGCGAUACCGACCAUGAGGAGCUCAUUGCAGGUUCUCACAAGACUGUGAUCAUGAAGGGUGUGGUUGAAAGAGGAUCAGAAGAGCUACUCAGAACUGCUAGCAGCUAUAAAAGGGAGGAUGUUGUUCCAGGAGAAAGCCCCCUUAUCAUCUAUACCAAGGAAGGCAUCAGGUCUGAGGAUAUCUUGAAAGCACUCAAAGAAGCAUCCAAAACUACUUCAGGGAUGUGAUAAAAGAGCUAAGGGGUGCUACUUCUCUACUACUUCUCCUGUCUCCUGUCUUCUUUUCUAAAGAUCUAUAAAUAAAGUUUAUCACAAUAAAACACCCAUCAUACAAUAAUAUAUCCAACCUCACCUGUUGAAAGCAAUGUUUCUUCUUUUGUA
This is a messenger RNA of Dendrobium catenatum, 3670 nucleotides long. RefSeq names its product sucrose-phosphate synthase. NCBI's taxonomy places the organism in Eukaryota, Viridiplantae, Streptophyta, Magnoliopsida, Asparagales, Orchidaceae. Gene Ontology annotation, molecular function: sucrose-phosphate synthase activity; sucrose synthase activity. Gene Ontology annotation, biological process: sucrose metabolic process. Bases 281 to 3517 code for a protein of 1078 amino acids. The transcript is spliced from 12 exons. The record is from RefSeq and is a predicted model, not a curated record.